Messenger RNA from Helianthus annuus (common sunflower), 1398 nucleotides. RefSeq lists its product as uncharacterized. Gene Ontology annotation, cellular component: nucleus. The transcript has 11 exons. NCBI's taxonomy places the organism in Eukaryota, Viridiplantae, Streptophyta, Magnoliopsida, Asterales, Asteraceae. Bases 1 to 1398 code for a protein of 465 amino acids. Gene Ontology annotation, molecular function: DNA binding. The record is from RefSeq and is a predicted model, not a curated record. Gene Ontology annotation, biological process: DNA repair; DNA recombination; DNA replication.
AUGAACAUAACCCUAAAGGAUCUCGAAGAUCAGAAGAUUAGUGUAACAUUGUGGGAAAAUUAUGCAAUCACUUUGUCAAACUACAUGAAUGAUAAAAACCGCCCUGCUCAUGUUGUUAUACUUGUUCAUUUUGGCAUAGUGAAUAUUUAUCAAGGUAAAGUUGGCCUUACUAACAUGUUUGAAGCAGGUCGUGUCUUCAUAAAUUCUGAUAUUCACGAGAUAAAAGAAUUCAAAGACAGGUAUCUUGAGAAGGAGUUAUCUAAAUCAUCUUCCGGUAAACAGUCAUGCUCUCAAGUGAUAUCGAAUACAGAAGAUGAGUUUCUAAAUGCUGAAGAUUUUGUGUUGACCGGUUUUAUUGCUUCAAUUGAUGUGGAGAAAAAGGUUAUCAUUGUUGGUACUGUUAUAGCAAUUUCAAAUGAUAAGCCUUGGUAUUAUUUAUCAUGCAAUCAUUGUAAGAAGCAAAUGGAAGAGAAAUCUGAAUUGGUUGAGAAAGAUGAUGGCAGCUUUGACGUAUUGGAUGAGAAAUACAAGAUACCUCUAAGGGUUCAGGAUUCGACCGGAACCGUUUCCUGUACGUUGUUUGAUUAUGAAGCUAUUAAGCUUUUGAAGAAAACCUCGAAAGAACUACUUGAUAUUUACUCAAAGGUUGACACUUCCACCGAAGGAUCGUUUCAGUCACUUCCAUCUGAGUUUGAUGUGUUGUUGAACAAAAAGUUUGCCUUUCAAAUCAAAAUUUCCAGUUUUAACAUUUCCAACCAGAUAGAAAACUAUGGAAUUUCAAUGUUAUCUUUCGAUGAGGAUCUACUUUCUACUCUGGAGAAAAAAUGGAAAAUUAAUGAGUCUGAUGUGUCUGAGUCAAAUGUUCAAUGUUUGUCCGAUUCAGUUGGUAAUGUGAAAAGUUUAUCAAAGUUCCAAGAAUCUCAAUCUGUGAUGGGUGACAGUGUUACGCCAGAUCCUAUUGAUGUUAAUGAUCAAGAUCCGUCAAAGUUCGAAAACAUUAAACGUAACCUUGAAGAUGUUUAUGAUGUUGAUGCUGUUGAUAGCUCUUCUACUAAACGUCCUAACAGUCCUGGGAAUGUUGAAAUUUCAAUCAAGAUCGAUACCAAAUCAAUACAUCGAUUCAAGUUGGUAUCUAAACAAUGGCGUGAUGGCUUAUCAUUUCCUGAAUUUGCUUUUAAACGUCGUUGUUAUGUUGAAGAUUAUCUGGAAAUGCUCCAAGACCAAGGUUUGUUCAUUACUUCGUCUGUGUUGAUGGAGUUGUGGCCGCGUGAACUCAUUGAACUUUAUGGCCUUCAUGAUCAACAAGCAAGUCAAAAAAACUUAAACGUUAUAGAGGAAAUGGUGGUGAUUGAAAAUGGUGAACGUACUAUUUAUCAAGUUUAUGAUGAUGACAAUUAG